UGGACUGAGGUUGGAGAAGAAGAAAAGACAAGAAGAGACAAGACCAGAAAUGCUAUGUGGUAUGUGCACUAAAACAGUGAACUAUGACAACAAGAACACAUACUGUAAAGUACCUCAAAAAAGACAAGUUUAAACAGCAGCUGUAGCACAUUGACAUCAACUGACUGCAUGCUUUUAGUGCAUAUGCGAAUGCAAAUAUAGGAACUAGAUGAGAAAAGGUAAGUGGAGGAAACCUUAUAUAUUUACAAUGUUCUUGUAUUUUUACUUUGUUUCACAAAGUUUAUACCAAAACAAUUCAUUAACGUUAACAAGGUUAGUAAAAAGCUUUAAAUAAACAGUGCAGCCUUCUUAAAUUAGAAAUUAUUGUUACUCUUAAAAGUCUGCUGUUUUCAGUAAACACUGCAGGUUUAUUGACAUUUCUCAUUUUGUUUCAGCAUUUCAAAGUAUAAGGUGGUUGUCUUAAAUUUUUAUCUUUAUGGCACAAAUACCUGUAUUAUUUACUGCGAUGUUUGUCUUGAUGAGCUCAAAUUACUAUUGAUGAGGAUUAAUCCUUAGCACUGUUGACUUAAUGUUUGAAGACCUGGCAACCUGUGCACGUAGAACCCAGUCUUUGAGGAAGUGAAGCAAAGGGUUUAAUGUUUCACUGUCAUAUUCAAGGCGUUACAUAACAUCAGGAUAAACUGUAGAAGAGACUGAAAGGUGUGUCAAAGGCAUGCUAACAUCUACACAACCAAUAUUAAAGGGGAAAAGUCUACAGUUUCAUUUACAGUUUCAGUUCACAUUUCACAUUUAAAUUAACCAAUAGUUAUGACUGAAAAGUAAGAAGACAAAAGAAAACAUGUCAGCUCACAGCACGGGGCAAAUCACAGUGGUGCAGCAAAGUUACCUAUCAUCUAGCUCCGACAAAACGCUCUCUAACAUAAGAAUUGUAAUACUUGGGAGUCGACAACUUGGGGGAAUAGAAGGAAGUGGAAAAAGUUCCGCUGGAAACAUCAUUUUGGGGAGAAAUGCUUUUGAUGUUGGUAGAAGAACUGCACAGUGUGUUCAAGCUGCAGGAGACGUACAGGGAAGACAUCUGACUGUUGUUGACACACCAAGCUGGCACUAUAACAGUCCUCUUGAAAAGACAUCAGAGCUGGACAAACUAGAGAUCGAAUACAGAGUAUGUCUAUGUCUACCUGGUCCACAUGUUAUUCUAUUAACUGUUCCCGUUGACACAAUAUUUAACAAGUCUUAUCAAACCUCUGUGGAAGAACAUUUGAGUCUUCUUGGGAAGAAGGUCUGGAAUCACACAAUCGUGCUGUUUACCCGAGGAGACUGGCUUGGAGAUACACGCAUUGAUGAACGUAUUGAAAAGGAGGGAAAACAUUUGCAGUGGCUUAUUAAAAAGUGUGGGAACAGAUAUCAUGUCUUUAACUGUAAGCAGCACACUGACAACACACAAGUCCUGGAAAUGCUUGCAAAAAUAGAGGAAAUGGUGAUGGAAAACAAUGGUUGUCAUUAUGUACCAGAAACAGACAAUAAUCCAUCCACAGAGCUUGAGCUAAAGAUGAAAACAGCCAAAAGAAAAAUGAUGAAAGUGAAACGACAAAGAGAUAUUCUUCAAGAACUGCUAAAGGAAAGGAACUACACUCUCUCAGAUGUGAGGAUUGUGCUUCUUGGAGGAGGAAGAGUCGGAAAGAGCACGUCAGGAAACAUUAUUCUGCAAGGGCAUAUUUUUGAGAAGACGCCUGAAGAGGAUUUUAUUAUCCACACAAGAACAAUCCAAUGUGUGAUGAAACAAGGGCAAAUUGAAGGAUGUCAGGUCUCAGUGGUUGACACACCAGGAUGGUCCACAUCAACUCUAGAAAAUGAAAACGAAAUCUUACAUAGUCUGACGGUUUGUUCUCCAGGUCCUCAUGCAUUUCUGCUAGUGUUACCUGUGCAUGAAUCCUUUACAAAAAGAUCACGACAAACAGUGAAGGACCUCAUGAGCCUAUUUGGUGACAAUGUUUGGAAGCAUACUAUAAUAUUAUUUACUUAUGGACACUGGUUGAGGGACAGACCGGUUGAGGAGUACAUUGCAUGUGAAGAAGAAGCUCUACAAGACUUGAUAGAAAGAAAGUGUGGCAACAGAUAUCAUGUGCUAAAUAAUGACUGGACAAAUAGACUUCAAGUACAAAGUCUGCUGAAGAUGAUAGAACAGAUGGUGGCUAGAAACAGAGGUGAAUACUUCACUUUAGAAAACAAAGCAAGCAAGCCAACAACAACAGAGGAUCAGAUGUUUAAUGAGACCCUGGAAGAGGAGUGGAAAAAACACGAAGAUGAACUCAUAGAGAGGAUGCUGGAGGCAGCAACAGUGGAUCUCAACAAAGAAUCCGAGCAGUUAUAUCAUAAACGAAGAGGAAGCAUUGAAUGCUCAAUCCCAAAUAUGAGUGGAGAUUCACUGUUAGAUGGAACCAGUUCAUAUGGAGCUGAUACCCUGGAUCCUACUGACAAAGUAUGUCAAUGGCUCAGACCAAGACAUGCAGCAUCAUCUGGACACGGCACCAUGAGCACUACAUCAAGUUUUCAAGAUCCGAACAGGGAAUGUCUGAAAGAUGAUAUUCCAAUUCACAAACACAAUCCCAAUGACAUGGACAGUCUGAAAUAUUUCAAUAACACGACCGAGCAAAAGCAUACAAGAUCAUUUUCAUUUUAGACAUUUCCUGUUUAUUGCAUGGUUAACUAUGGACCAUUUUAUGUACCAGGGGUUGAUGAAGACAUAAAUUGUAAUAUUUGUGUUUAAAGUCAAAUUUAAAUUGUCUUUAAUGGGGUGCCCAAACUCGCAACAUCUGCAAACAUCUUGUUAAAAGCCUUGAUAGCUUUUCUUCAAUGAUAAAGUGUCACGGUCCUACCUUCUUGUUUAUGAAUUCCUAGUCAUGUGGCAGGAUCGGGACAGAGCCCUUAGGUUUUAUGUGGAGAGAAUCAUAUUAUUGUCUAUCUUAACAAAAUAUGCGUUCUCUCCGGUGUCUUGUCAUUGGCCCCGCCCCUCUCGUUUCAUGUAUUGCCUCCCUGCCGUGUCUUAUGUUCCACACCUGCCCUCGCUCGUUAUCCUUCAUUUGUCUUACCUAUAAAUGCCCUCAUGUUUCUUUGUCUUGUGCUCGUGUAUUGUGUAUGUUCAUGUUCAUGUUCAUGUUCAUGUUCAUGUUCAUGUUCAUGUUCAUGUUCAUGUUCAUGUUCAUGUUCAUGUUCGCAUGUUCGAAUGUUCGCAUGUUGUUGCCCAAAAGCCUGUUUCUUGCCCUGUCCCUGAACUGUGAGUUUUGUGUUUUUUGCCUUAGUUACCCUGCUGUGUGUUUAGACAUUUGGUCAUGUUUUUAGUUUAGUUUUGCUAUUCUUGUUUUACGUUUUGCCCCCAUGUGGGAAGUCUUUUGUUUGUAUUCAAUUAGUUUUGUCAUCCCCAUCGUGGGUGUUUUGUUUGUGCAGUGUUUUGUGUAAAUAUAGUAUUAUUUUGUUAACCCCUUCAUCCCCGCUGCCUGCGCUUGGGUUCUUCCACGCCACCUUACCUGCCGUGACAAAGUUAGUUAUUUUGUAACCAAGGGUAUCACUGUGUAACUGAGGAGCAUGCUUGAGAUGAAAUUAGAUAUAUAUUGUCAUAUGUUAACAAAAUACAAAAUUACUCAAGCUUGUUGUGUAAUGUUGAGGCUAAUGUAAGAUUCACCUACUCUUAUUUUUAAAUAGUUAAAUUACUGUUCAUUGCAAUAAAAGUAAUUGU
This is a messenger RNA of Triplophysa rosa, 3733 nucleotides long. Its product is annotated as GTPase IMAP family member 8-like. The transcript has 6 exons. The coding region runs from base 839 to 2680 and encodes 613 amino acids. Gene Ontology annotation, molecular function: GTP binding. The record is from RefSeq and is a predicted model, not a curated record. Lineage: Eukaryota; Metazoa; Chordata; Actinopteri; Cypriniformes; Nemacheilidae.